This is a messenger RNA of Dicrocoelium dendriticum, 2349 nucleotides long. The record is from the annotation of a GenBank genome assembly. NCBI's taxonomy places the organism in Eukaryota, Metazoa, Platyhelminthes, Trematoda, Plagiorchiida, Dicrocoeliidae.
AUGCCACCGCACCCCCGCAGCUGUUUCGCCGCCCCUCCUCUAGACCACACCGCAGUUACCCACCGCAACCAGCAGUUCCCGCCACUCAUCGCCCGCACCACCCGCACCGCGACCGCCGCCCCCUCCCCACCAAGCCAGCCCCCGCCCGCCGCCAUCGCAGCCGAAGCAGUUAGCCCCCGCAGCCCCCCCCACGCAGCCGCAGUCGCGCAGUUAGACCGCCCCCCCGCAGCUACUCCGCCAGCCCACUCAAAUACCCCCCCCGAAGUCCCUUCUCCCAGCACGCAAGUUAGUGCCACGCCGCACCCGGCAGUUGCGCAGUUCCCCAACCCGCCCGCACCCGCAGUUCUCCCUGCCCGCAGGCGCCCCCGCCACCGCAGCCCGCAGCCCCCCCGCCACACCCCCCACCCCAGCAGUUCCGCAGCCCCCCCCCGCACCCGUCCCCCCGCCUCCCCCCCUCUACCCGCAGCCAGUUAUCCCCCCGCGCCCAUCCCGCAGCACACGCACCCCCGCCGAACCCACCAUCCGCCCAGGCAGUUCCGCCCAGGCCCGCAGCCCCCGCAGCCGCAGACCGCCCCCCGCCGGCCCCCGCCAGGUUCCCCCACAGCAGCCCGGCUGCCCGCCGAACGCCUCGACAGUCCGCACCAGUUGCAGCGCCCGCUGUUACCCGCCGGAAACGACCCGCACCCACCCAAGCACGCAGUUCCCCACCGCCCCCCCCCGACGCAACCGCCCCCAACACCCCAUCCGCAGUUCGGCACCGCCGCCGCUCCCCCCGCAGUACCGCUGUCCCCCCCCCACGACUCAGCCCCCCCCCUCCCGCGCAGCUCCGCGCCCCGCCGCCACCCCCACCCCCCCACCGCCGCCCCCCACCACCCCAACCCCAACACCCGCAGUCCGAGCCGCAGUCACCCCCGUCCCGCAGUCCCCCUGCAGUUCCCCCACGCAGCCCCACCCCGCACACGCACACCCCCCGCAGCACGCAUGUUCGGCCCCCCACCGCCGGCCUGCAGGCAACCGCGCGCCGCAGCCCCCCACCGCGCAGUUCCGCCCACCACCCAACGCGCCCGUAGCAGCCAUCCUCCGACACCCAGCCCGCAGUUCGACCGCAGCGCUCGUCGCACACCCCCGCCCGCAAGGCCCCCCCCAGCAGCGGCCGACGCCGCAGUUCCAGCUCACAUCCGCCCGCCCAACACACGCAAGCCCGCCUCCCCAACCAGCGCAGCAGACUGGGUCCACAGCUUCCGACAGAGACCCGCCGAGACCCCGCUCCCACCCACCACGAAAUCCCUCCCAAGAAUCCCACGCACCACCCCGCGUCGCACCCCCCGCAGGCCCCCGAACCCCGCUGUAGUCUCCGCAGACGCCAAGCGCCCAACGCCACCCCCCACCCGCAGCCCCCCACGCAGCCCCCCCGACCUCCCCGCAGUACCCCGCCGGCUACCACCCGCAGCCCAACCACCCCGCAGGCGCGCAACCCCCGCCGACCCGCAGCCAACCGUCCCCGACCCCCGCCCCCGCCGGAAGUUCACCGCGACAGCCCGCGCAGCCACCCCCACGCAGUUCCCCCGCACCCCUCCCGCUGCCACCCGCCCCACCCCGACCCCCCCCACCCCACACAGCACACCCCAACCGAAACAAAUACCCCCAGACGACUGCACACACACGCAGUCCCGCGCAGUCCCCAGUAGCAGGCCCACCCCCCCCGCCAGGCCCCCCCCCCCACACGCACACGCAGUCCCCGCCGCCCGCAAGCCCGCCCGCCCCCCACCCCGCGCCAGCACGCACCCCCCCGACAGCUCGCCCACACUCCCGCCCACCCCCCCCGCAGUUCACCUGCACCACACCCCCGACACGUUUCCAACAGCAGCCCCGCUAAGCCCCCUGCACACCUCCCCCCACCCCCCCACCCCCGCCCGCCCGCUCCCAGCACGCAGCCGCAGCAGUUCCCCCGCAGGCGACCCCCCGCCCACCCGCCGCCCCGCAUCCCCCCCCCCCCCACCCCGCAGUGCCACCCCCGCGCGACCACACCCCCCGCAGUUCAUCCCCCCGCCCGCCCCCCGCAGUACGCAGCCGCGAGUCCGACCCCCGCAGCCCCGCGGACCUGCCCGCGCCCCACCCAGUCAAACCCCCGCCACGCCACCGCAGUACUCAAGCGCAGUCGCCACCGCGCCCGACAGUUCGCACAGCCCCGACCGCAGUACGCCGCAGCCCCAACCGCCAUCCCCCCCAGAACGCGCCCCCCCAGCGCCCCGCACCCCCGACACAGUCUCCCCGACAGUUUCCCGCACCCCCGCGCCGCAGUUAGUUCCAGAUCGCUUUACUCAGCUUUUUAACCGAGCGCAGAGUUAA